Messenger RNA from Orbicella faveolata, 2387 nucleotides. Its product is annotated as heme A synthase COX15-like. Gene Ontology annotation, molecular function: oxidoreductase activity, acting on NAD(P)H, heme protein as acceptor. Gene Ontology annotation, biological process: heme A biosynthetic process. Gene Ontology annotation, cellular component: mitochondrial inner membrane. The record is from RefSeq and is a predicted model, not a curated record. NCBI's taxonomy places the organism in Eukaryota, Metazoa, Cnidaria, Anthozoa, Scleractinia, Merulinidae.
UUAUAUCGUCAAGCUGCACGUUUUUCCUUGUCGUGUAGAUACACGAGUACACUACGAUGAUACGGAUCAUGGGAUGCCCUUUCAGAAGCAUUAGUACGAUAAAUAUUCUCACAAGAAAAACGGCAUUGCAAAGGUGUUUCUCACACAACAGUGUGUCCUUAUGGUGCCGUCAGAGCAAAGACAAGUCACAAAAACUGUUUACCUGGAUAAGAAGUAGCAUAUCUCAUCACACAAAGGUCUCAAGUUUAUCAAAAGGAUGCCGAAAGUUUCUUACUACUGAGGCUUUAGCUGCACCUGCAACAGCUGAAAUCUCACCACAAGCAACUAGAAUAACAGGUGUUCGUAAAGAAGAACUUUUUUUCUGCAGUUCCAACCAAGACAUCACUCUAACGCAAUUCAAGUGGAUCUGGUACAUGGAAUAUGCUCACAGAAUGUGGGGUCGUAUGGUUGGAGCUGUGUUCUACCUUCCUGCUGCAUAUUUCUGGUACAAAGGCUGGUUUAACAGAGGAAUGAAGAUUAGGGUGGGAGUGUUUGGGGCUCUGAUAAUGUGCCAGGGUUUGUUAGGCUGGUACAUGGUGAAGAGUGGACUUGACGAGGAGCUUAUCAGCAAGACAGAGAUCCCCCGUGUCAGUCCAUAUCGACUUGCCGCUCAUCUUUCAUUGGCUUUUAUUUUGUAUGCGGGUCUGAUAUGGUGUGGACUGAGUCAAUUCAUUCCUAGAGCAAGAUAUGUCUUGACACCACAAAUGAGACGCUUCAGAAUGUUUGCACACACUUGUAAGGGAUUUGUUGGGUUCACAGCUUUUUCAGGUGCCUUUGUUGCAGGCCUGGACGCUGGGCUGGUAUACAACUCUUUUCCCAAGAUGGCCGAUCGAUGGAUUCCAACUGACUUGUUUGCUCUUGAACCAAAGUGGAAAAACUUCUUUGAAAACCCAACCACAACCCAGUUUGUUCACAGAAUUCUUGGAACUACAACCGUAUCUUCCAUCGCGAUCUUGUUUCUUCUUGCGAGACCGCUGACAUUGCCGGGUAGAGCCAACAUAGCCUUGAACUGUUUGCUGGGAAUGUCCGCUUUACAGGUUAGCCUUGGUAUCGCCACACUGCUGUACUAUGUACCAACCCAUCUAGCUGCCAGCCAUCAGGCUGGAGCUCUGUCGCUGUUAACAAUUGCUGUCUGGCUCACUAACGAACUCCGUAAGCCACUUGUACCUAAGUAAGAUGUGCUUGUGCCACAGGGAGCCCAUAUCGACACUGGCUAUCCUGCGCGCGCUCUUGACGGUACGGCGAAAAUUUCAACUACAAUGAUAAAAUCAAUGCGCUGGUUUCAAGACUUUAUGGCACCUCCCAGCGAUGAGGAGUGUUAAAUAGAGACAAGUGAAGACGUCGAUUCACCGGCCAUGUUGGCACCUCUGCUAUAUGGACACUCGCUUGUGGCUCCAGGCCUGCAGCCAUUGAUGCGUAACCUUAGCAGUGACUUAUCCGGCCUUUUAAAAGCUAUUCCCGUGAUUUAACGGACACAGAGGCCUUUUGAAACCCAUCAGUUCUUCCUAAAUUUAGCCCGCGUAUAGCAGUGUGUAAAAACGUGUAGUAGCCUAGAUUUCUUACAUUUGAGUCUCGUCACAGAUGUGUCCAGUUCACAGCUUUCUGGUAGUACUGCCCCACAUCGAGCUAACAAAGUGUAUUAAGGCUUUCAAAUCAGUAGAAUGUAAAAAAAUACAAACAUGAGAGUGUGACCACAUUAUCAUUAACUUCAUGGGGGGAGUUAUCAUUUUACUCCCUAAAAUGAAACUUCUCACCUGUAUUUUGACGUCAAUAUUUGUUCCUGUACCAAGGAAACUGUGUAGCCUAGGUUCGAAGAUUUUGUUACUUUUCUGUACGUUUUAUGAACGUUGUUAUGGUUUUCGUGCGCUAAGAAUUAUGGGUAAAUGUACCAGUCGCCAUCUUUUUUCCUACGGAGGAUUGGUUUCAUGUGAGCGACUGGCUGCAUAGACCUUUUCACUGUUUCUGACGCCAUCUUGCUUGGGGAACAAACACAGGAAAAAUUUCAGUAAAUGUAAGGGAAAAGAAAAAGUUCGAUCUCCAAUAAGUUGAGAGUGAUUGACCUUACCAGUAUUUUAUGAGUUACAAGGAAAAUGUACCCAACAGAACGGUUUUUUGGGUCAAACUUAAAGAAGAUUUGUUGUCAGGCGAGGAAUUGUGCUUUGAAUUUUUCAUACAAAUGUCUCUUAAGUUUUCCGCGAAUUGCGACUUCGUUUUGCAGACUAACGUAUGGAAAAAUGAAAACCAUAAUUGUGGCUUUUCUAACGAUGCUAUUUUCCUCAAAUGUGAUUUGUAAAUGCGUUUACCUAGUAAGUGAGUUGUUAGUAAAUAAGAUUCUCCAUUUUCUCCAA